Molecule: messenger RNA, 1723 nt
Organism: Microbotryum saponariae
Lineage: Eukaryota; Fungi; Basidiomycota; Microbotryomycetes; Microbotryales; Microbotryaceae
Source: the annotation of a GenBank genome assembly
AUGCCCGACCUCCCCUCCGAGAUCAUCCGACUCAUCCUGGCUCAUUCGGACGAGACCAACUACGACGACGAGUACGUUUUUUAACAAGCGAAGGGCUUUGGCGCAUGUCGUGGGCGAUUUCCUUCCCGCCUCGCGCAGUUCUGAGCCGUAUCGCGUCGCAACAGUAAACCCAGCAGAUUAUCUUACGGCUGGUGGACGAGCUGGUGUCGCGUUAGUCGCACGUGGUGCGCCUGGGUCAGUCAAAAACCUUCUCAUUCCAUGGUGUGUGUACGCACCAACUUACCGCCAGCUGACCCAAUGUAUUUACCACCAGAUUCAACCCAUCCUUUAUCGACAUGUCAGACUCCGAAAUUAGGACUCGCUCUACCGGUUUCAAGACAUGCUCCAAAUGAUCCCCUUGUUUCCCCGCGCUCAUCACUUGGGACGACUCGUGCAAAGCUUCGACUUCAGGCCGAUUCACGAACCGACGACCUCGGUGUCAAUCGUCUGGCGACUCCUUCCCUUUGAAAAGAUCGUAAGCCACUGCACGGCCCUCAAGAGUGUCACGCUCAACCGCUACGCGAUGCCGAGUCGGAAGUCGUGGAGGGUCUGGCACCGCUCGCUCGACACGCAUGCCGCCGUUGCUUCGCCCAUCAAAAGCCUGAGCUGCAGUCUCCCCUUCACGAGCGAAGCCCUCCAGCUGUUUGCAUGCCUGGGCUCCGAACUGCAAGAACUCGUCGUACGAGGCUGGGAAGAUGAAACGAUUGCGUCAGCCCCGGACGUGGAACAAGAACUCUACCACAUCUUGCGCAUGAACGCUUUGUUGGUUCGUCUAAAGCGCUAUUCGCUGUCCGGCCCGCGCUAUGUACUCCAGAGAUGCUAAACUUCCGCCGUACCUGUGUUUGCAGCCGAGUGCGAGGACCGGUGUCGUGACGUUCGGACUGCGCAAGAUCUCUUUCGUCGCUGAGGGCUUCGUCAGCGCGGCGUUCAUUCAGUCGCUUCCGUUCAUGGCUCCCCAGCUAGAGGAGUGAGUAUGGUUCGAACCGCCCCUGCCCAUUGUAUGCUUCUGCAUCCUAACCUUCAUUCUCUUGCUUGGGACCUCGAGUAGACUACACAUCGCAGAGGAGGUGGACAUCUUCGAAGCCGACGACAACAAUCGGGGCAGUGACCUCACCUUCCGUGACUUGAUCGCGUCCCUCCCCCGGACUAUGAAGAGCUUCAAGAUCUACGCCACUCACGAUGCUCACUUGGACCUCGGAACGUUCGAGGGUCUCGAUGCCCACCUUCCAGGACUUACGCAGUUGGGAGGACGUUCGCACUUCUUCAGGUACGUGCUCCACCUUCAUGAGCCUCGCUGGACCUCGCUCGCUAGUAUUUCGAUGUCCAUCGAGCCGGCCCUGAUACACCCCCCUCCCUCAAUCUGCUUGACAUUCGCAGUCAAGACAUAUUGAUCGCCCUUGCCGACCACGGUAACGUGAGUUCAUUGUGCAUCCAUUCGACGAGGAGGGUUGAGGAGACAUCUGCUCUCUACGAUGACGAGGACGAUAAGCGCGCGGUGUAUCGAGAUGAGACGCUCGACUCGCGCGCGGCGGUGCAAGAGAUGGGGGCGGUGGUGAGGGAUAUGAUGGUGCAUGGAAUGAGUUGGAGACAAGAGGAUGACCACGAAAAGUCUGGAGUGAUUGAUAGGAUGAUGAGGCUUGCGAGGGGUCGAGCUCAGAGAAGGGACGCUGCUGAGAGUGCGUGA